Trypanosoma grayi is the source of this 1024-nucleotide messenger RNA. RefSeq lists its product as hypothetical. Lineage: Eukaryota; Euglenozoa; Kinetoplastea; Trypanosomatida; Trypanosomatidae. The transcript has a single exon. The annotation marks the transcript as partial. The record is from RefSeq and is a predicted model, not a curated record.
AUGAGCUGCACCGCACUCCCGUCCGACGAGGCGGAGAUGAACGUGCUGUACCACAAGAUUGAGCGCCUCGACAAUGACCUCAAGAAGCGGGAGAUGCAUCUCGCCGAGCUGAUCGACGAGGUCGUGUACGCGGAGGACAAUAAGGACAAGGCCGUGCGUCGCGCCGAGGCGGCCCGCUAUCUUGUCAACCAGCUUGAGAACGUUGUGCAGGACCUGCUGGGGUACCUGAAGGUGCUCGAGGGAAACGUGCUUCUGCCGGCAUUUCUUGAUCUGGCCAGCGUUGUUCCACAGGAUCCGGUCGUCAAUAGGGAAGUGAUCGACGAAACUCUGCAGAAGAUCUCCGAAGACAGCUUAACAUCACGGACUAAAAAACUCAUUAGUGCGGUGAGGGAGCUCCCUUCCAAGACAAAGAACCGAGCAGCACGUGAGGCUUUUAUGCGCAACGUAGCUGAAGAGUCGGUAAAUGUAGAAGACACCAUUGUGCUCAGUGGUCUGCUGCUGGAGAAGAAAGAUGAGCUCACUGCACUUCUAGAUGAUUUAAGGGAUCGUGUGCGGGCCAUGCUGCAAGGCAACCACUCCGAAUUAGUUGCAGGUGUAAGGAGCCGAAGUGUGAGUGCCGGUGGGAACAUAUCCCCUGACUACGAUGAGCUUCGCGAACAACUGCGUCGCGUGACAAAUGAGCGGGACGACCUCCAGCGUUUGGCGUCCAAGAGCGAAAACUCUGCGAGCAUCAUCCGUGUACUUCAAGAGGAUAGGAAAGAGAUGGAGGAGCAGCUGUCAAAAGCACAUCAACAGCUCUUGAAGGAGGAGUUAAAGUCGAGAAGGUUGAGGGAACAGGUGGAGACGCUGGAGCAGAGCGUAGAGCAGCAGAAGCACGAAAAGGAACUGUUGCAAGGGGAGAUCAAGGAACUCAAGCGUGAGCAAGUCAACUGGAGUCGCUCAUGCGCUGAGGAACGACGUGUGGAUGAGGAGGUGCAGCAGCUACGGGCCGAAUUGGAUAAACUGGUUUCUGAGCAUUCCGCAG